GCUAUGGCUACAGGACAGGUGCUAUUUCAACGUUUUUUUUAUACCAAGUCUUUUGUGAAGCAUUCCAUGGAGCAUGUGUCAAUGGCCUGUGUUCAUCUGGCAUCCAAAAUUGAAGAAGCACCAAGGCGCAUAAGGGAUGUAAUUAAUGUGUUCCAUCGCCUUAGACAUCUACGGGAAAAAAAAAAACCGGUGCCUCUUAUACUGGAUCAAGAAUAUGUGAACUUGAAGAACCAAAUUAUUAAGGCAGAAAGAAGAGUGUUAAAGGAGUUGGGAUUUUGUGUUCAUGUGAAGCACCCUCAUAAGAUAAUCGUUAUGUACCUUCAGGUAUUAGAAUGUGAACGUAACCAACACCUGGUCCAGACUUCAUGGAAUUACAUGAAUGAUAGCCUGAGAACAGAUGUCUUUGUAAGAUUCCAGCCAGAAAGCAUUGCCUGUGCAUGUAUUUACCUUGCAGCCAGGACGCUGGAGAUUCCACUUCCUAAUCGUCCACACUGGUUUUUACUCUUUGGAGCAACAGAGGAAGAGAUACAAGAAAUCUGCUUAAAAAUUUUGCAACUCUAUACUCGGAAAAAGGUUGAUUUAUCUGAUCUGGAAAGUAAAGUGGAAAAGAAGAAAUUGGCUAUCGAAGAGGCAAAAGCACAAGCUAAAGGUCUGGUACCUGAGGGAGCCCCAAGUUUGGAUAACACAUCAGGAUUUUCCCCUGCACCGAAAAAUGGUAAGCUUGUUUUCCUAGAGUCUCCAAAAGAGGUUAAAGGAAAUAAACCUUCACCGCUACCUGUUCAGGCAAUGAAGAAUGCUAAAAGGAAAAUGGAGGGAGCAAAAAGAACGAGUUCAAACAGCCCAGUAAACGGCGUUCAGAAAGGAAGAGAAAGCAGAAGUCGAAGUGGAAGUAGAGAUCAAAGUUACUCAAGAUCUCCAUCCAGAUCCGCGUCCCCCAAGCACAGGAAAAGUGAAAGUUACUCCACAUCAAGCGGUUCGAAGUCCCACAGCCGCUCGAGGAGCCGCAGUGACUCUCCUCCAAGACAGUUCAACCACAGUUCUAGCUACAAAGGUUCCAAGGUGAGAAGUUACAAGAAAUCAAAAGACUACAAAUACUCAACACACAAACCACGGAAAUCGCGCAGCAGGAGUUCGUCGCGUUCCAGGAGCCGAUCCCGGGAGCGCUCUGACCAUUCGGGGAAGUACAAGAAGAAGAGUCACUACUACAGAAAUCACAGGCAUGAGCGUUCGCGCUCCUAUGAGCGAGCAAGUCAUCGCUAUGACCGAGACCAUCCUGGCCACAGUAGGCAUAGGCGAUGAAUAAAGCAAAAAGUUCUUUCCUUUGGAAUUUAAGCAGUGGAGCUCUUCCCCAUUUGGUCUUUGCAGUAUAGGGUUAACCUGGCUUGUAAACCACCUAGCUUGAGUAA
This is a messenger RNA of Charadrius vociferus (killdeer), 1406 nucleotides long. RefSeq names its product cyclin L2 (gene CCNL2). Gene Ontology annotation, cellular component: nucleus. Gene Ontology annotation, molecular function: cyclin-dependent protein serine/threonine kinase regulator activity. The record is from RefSeq and is a predicted model, not a curated record. The transcript is spliced from 10 exons. Bases 4 to 1299 code for a protein of 431 amino acids. NCBI's taxonomy places the organism in Eukaryota, Metazoa, Chordata, Aves, Charadriiformes, Charadriidae. Gene Ontology annotation, biological process: regulation of transcription by RNA polymerase II.